This is a messenger RNA of Acanthosepion pharaonis, 1428 nucleotides long. NCBI's taxonomy places the organism in Eukaryota, Metazoa, Mollusca, Cephalopoda, Sepiida, Sepiidae. The record is from the annotation of a GenBank genome assembly.
AUGAUUGGCUUAAUUUGUUCUUUUUCUAUCAUUCUUGCCUGGUCUUAUUCAGUUUGCAUACUUUUCUUCUUCUUAUUUUUUCGUUCUUUCUUUCUUUCUUUCUUUUGUUGUUUCUUUUUUUUCUUUUUCUUUUCUUCUUCUCUCUUUCAUUUCUUCUUCUUUAAUCUUUAUUGUGUUUAUUUUUUCUUCUUUUCCCCCAUUCUUCUUUCUUGUAAAUUUUCGGUCUUUUUCUGUUAUUUUCUUUCUUUCUUUCUUUCUUUCUUUCUUUCUUUCUUUCUUUCUUUCUUAACAUCUGUCUUGUUUUUUCUCUUUCUUUUAUUUUCUUUUUGUUCUUGGUGUUCUCGUUCUUUUCCUAUCUUUCGUUAUUUCUUCUUUUUCUCUUUUCUCCUUCUUUUUUUACAUGUCUUCUUACUUUUCGUUUUUUACCCUUUCGCUUUCUUUUCCAUCUCAUUUUCUAUCUUUCUUUUUUUUCUUCCAUUUUUAUUUACUUUUCUUUCUUUUGUCCUCUUCAUUCUUUUAUCCUUUAUUUAUUUUCUUGUUACUUCUCGUCCUUUUUCUGCUAUUUGUUCUUCUUCUUUUUCUUUUUUUAUUUCUUUCUUUCUUUCUCCUCUGUUCCUAUUCUUUCUUUCUUUCUUUCUCCUCUGUUCCUAUUCUUUCUUUCUUUCUUUCUUUCUUUCUUUCUUUCUUUCUUUCUUUCUUUCUCCUCUGUUCCUAUUCUUUCUUUCUUUCUUUCUUUCUUUCUUUCUCCUCUGUUCCUAUUCUUUCUUUCUUUCUUUCUUUCUUUCUUUCUUUCUUUCUUUCUCCUCUGUUCCUUUUCUUUCUUUCUUUCUUUCUUUCUUUUCUUUUCCUCUGUUCCUAUUCUUUCUUUUCUUUCUUUCUUUCUUUUUCUUUCUUUCUUUUCUUCUAUCUUUUUUUUUUUUUUUUUUCUUUCUUUCUUUCUCCUCUGUUCCUAUUCUUUUCUUUCUUUCUUUCUUUCUUUCUUUUUCUUUCUUUCUCCUCUGUUCCUAUUCUUUCUUUCUUUCUUUCUUUCUUUUUUCUUUUCUUUCCCUCUGUUCCUAUUCCUUCUUUUCUUUCUUUCUUUCUUUCUUUUCUUUCUUUUCUUUCUUUUUUUUUUCAUUCUUUCUUUCUUUCUCCUCUGUUCCUAUUCUUUUUUUUCUUUUCUUUCUUUCUUUUUCUUUCUUUCUUUUCUUUCUUUUUUUCUCCUCUGUUCCUAUUCUUUCUUUCUUUCUUUUCUUUCUUUCUUUCUUUCUUUCUCCUCUGUUCCUAUUCCUUCUUUCUUUCUUUCUUUCUUUCUUUUUUUCAUUCUUUCUUUCUUUCUCCUCUGUUCCUAUUCUUUCUUUCUUUCUUUCUUUCUUUCUUUCUUUCUUUCUAUUCAUUCGUCUUUCUAUCUUUCUUUUUCCUCUCUUUUUUUUGUUUGCCAUUCAUUGA